AUAACCACAACUGCUGCACCAACAACUACUGCACCAACAACAACAACAACUGCUUCAUCAACAACCACAACUGCUGCACCAACAACCACAACUGCUGCACCAACAAAUACAACUACUGCACCAACAACAAUUACAACUGCUGCACCAACAACCACAUUUGCUGCACCAACAACCACAACUGUUGCACCAACAACUACAACUAUUGCACCACCAACAACUGAUGUACCAACAACUACAUAUUCUGCACCAUCAGCUACUGCACCAACAACCAGAACUUAUUCACUAACAACUACAACCUAUACACCAUCCAGUACAACCUCUGCACCAACUACUACAACUACUUUACCAUCAACUCCAACUAUUUCACCAACGACUACAAGUGAUUUAUCAGCAACAACUACUAUGCAAAUAAUUACAACUUCUGUACCAAUAACUACAACUGAUGCACCAACAGCUACUAUACCAAUAUCUACAACUACUUUACCAACAACUACAACUAUUCCACCAACAAAUACUACACAUAAUGAACCUACAACUACAACAACUUCCAGUUUCACUACUACUCCACCAACAACAACCACGACUGCUGCACCAACAACAACAACAACUGCUUCAUCAACAACCACAACUGCUGCACAAACAACCACAACCGCAGCACCAACAAAUACAACUACUGCACCAACAACAAUAACAACUGCCGCACCAACAACCACAACUAUUGCACCACCAACAACUGAUAUACCAACAACUACAUCUUCUGCACCAUCAACUACAACUACUGCACCAACAACCACAACUUCUGCACUAACAACUACAAUGUAUACACCAUCAAGUACAACUGCUGCACUAACAACAACAACAACUGAUGCACCAACAAGUAAAACCUCUGCACCAUCAACUUCAACUACUGAACCAACAAGUACAUCUUUUGCACCAACUACUACAACUACUUUACCAUCAACUCUAACUGAUUUAUCAACAACAACUUCUACACAAAUAACUACAACUUCUCUACCAAUAACUACAACUGAUGCACCAACAGCUACUUUACGAAUAACUACACAUUCUCUACCAAUAACUACAACUGAUGCACCAACAGCUACUAUACCAAUAUCUACAACUACUCCACCAACAACUACAACUACUCCACCAACAAAUACACAUAAUGCACCUACCACUACUACAACUUCCAAUUUCGCUACUACUACAACAACCACAACUGUAGCAACAACAACAACUUUACAAAUAUCAACUUAUACACCAACAACUGAAGCACCACUGCCAACAUAUACUCCAUUUCUAACAAAUACAACCACUUCACACAGAACUCUUCUUUUACUACCCACAACAACAGCUACUACUACUACUACUACAAUACCUAAUUUUGCACAGAAGAGAAAAAAACGAAAUGCAGUUUCACUAGAAACCACAGGGCAAACAUACAACCUACAAAAUCCAAGAGCACUAACAACAAGUAUUUCACAAACAACACCAACUACUCUACCAACAACUAGUACUCCCACAGCUAUUCCACCAACAUCUUCAACCACUCCACCUACAACAACUUCCUGUAGUUGUAGUACUCUAUCCACAACCAUUAUUUCAGCAACUCAACACAGUGCAACGACUACUUUGAGAACUACUUCACCAACAACUACGCCAUCAAUAACUUUUUCAAAUACCAAAACUUUACCACCAACAACCACUACACCUAAUACUUCAACAACUAAUCCACCAGCAGCCAAUACAACAACUUCAUCAACAACUGUUCCACCAACCACUAUAACUGCUCCAUCAACAACUCUUCCACCAACCGCUACAACUACUCCAUCAACAACUCUUCCAUCAACCAUUACAACUGCUCCAACAACUCUUCCACCAACCACUACAACUACUCCAUCAACAGUUAGUCCAGCAACAAGUACUACAGUUGUUCAUGCAUUUCUUAGGAUCAAAUUAUUUGAUAACCUGAGCAAUCUUCAAAUCAAGGAAUAUUUGAACAAGGUUAAACAAUAGGGGUAAAUGAGGGGCUGGGGUGUGGUCUCAGAGGUGUGGUCUGGGUUGGGUUGGCUGUCCAACUCGUGUUCUUUGGGAAGGCCAUCGGCAGAGCGGAGGUGGUUCUGCCCUUGUUGUGCAGGCAAUUUUAGUAUGGAUGUAGCGUUUUGAUGAACUUGAAAUUAGAGCUUACUCACAUUUCAAACUGUUGUGGAUAACCCUUACGAUUGGAGGCAUAAAUGUAACCGAAGCAAGCAGGAAUCCAUUUAAGGCAAAAAUGUAUUGCGUACAAGUGAAGGAAAAUAAAUAAUCCCAUAGUGUUGGCAAAAUAGAAUGCUGCUACAAACAAAAAUAAAUGAAAAUAAAUAAACAUAACUUUACAGCAGUGCCUACAAUGUAUUGUUGCACUAGCAGGCUACACGCUACAGCUAGUACAUGCUUUCUCUUGGGCUGAAUCCGAAAUGGCAUACUCAAUGAGUAGGUACUCAAUUUCAGUAAGUACUUACUUAACGAGGGCUAAAUACCUACUGUUUUGCCUAAAUGGCUGUAGUAUGAAUGCGAUCGCCCAUCGUACGCCAUAUUGACGUGAUCAUGUGACGUAAUUCUUCUUCUGUUCCUUCUCAAUGGCGGGUGGCUGGCAACUUACAUUUGAGGUGCAUAUCCGCCACCUCCUGUACUGGAGUGUGGGCCAGAGAUUAGCCAUGUGAUGUAAUGACAAUCACAACAAUUUAAGUUAUGAGAGACAGGUUGCAUUAACAACUUAACAUGGGUUUUGUACAAGUAAACAACACAUGAAACAAAGCUUUUUAUUUUCAUGUAUUUUCAUUUUUACCUUGUAGGGCUAUAUGCUUUUGAUAAAAGUAAACAAUUAAAAGUAAUACAACAGCUUUGUGAUUUUGCGAUGGAUUUUCUCAGUUAAAUUUCGGCAAUAACAGGCCCAUCCACACUUCCCAUUGUGAAAAAUGAUAAUGCCAAUGGAAUGUUCUUUUUGUGACAGAAACAUGCUUGACUGUAAACUGCUGCAAAUUAUUCUUUUGUCUGUAUUCUGCCCAUCGGUUGAUGUCACUCACGUAGAUACGUUGCUCCAAUAUGCAUUCUAUUGUAGUAUUAACAACAACCUGAGUAAAUCUCUUCUGUGGUGUUUUUAUGCGCUAAGUAUGUUUCAACAUGGACGUUAUACAAAUGUUAUCCGACCACGCUCUCGUUUAACUUUCACUUUCUCCUCAUCUGUUCUUUUCUUUCCUUGUCCAUAAAACUACACCAUUUUUACAUGUCUCUUUGUUUUUCG
This is a messenger RNA of Triplophysa rosa, 3283 nucleotides long. RefSeq names its product mucin-5AC-like. Lineage: Eukaryota; Metazoa; Chordata; Actinopteri; Cypriniformes; Nemacheilidae. The transcript is spliced from 2 exons. Bases 403 to 2016 code for a protein of 537 amino acids. The record is from RefSeq and is a predicted model, not a curated record.